AUGUAAAAGUGUACAUCUCAAACCUUGCCACUUAUCGUCACAGACGACCUGUUCAAGAAUAAUAAAACAUGGCCACUUGGUUUGAGUGUCAACAUUUAUAACAUUUUGAAAAUAGACACUGGGGUUGAGCAAACUUUUCAAGUUUCAUUUAUCCUUAAAACUUCAUGGUAUGAGGAGAAGAUGAGACACAUUGAGAAGGACACUAUCAUUAAAGAUCAUGAUGAUUUCGAAAGACCAAAAUUGCAAGUAAUGAAUGCACAAGGUAUCGAAAUCUAUGAUGAAAAGAUGAAAGCAUUGAAAGGAGGAUUGAUGAUAUACAAAAUCAAAUACAAUGCCACUAUUAAAGAGAACUUCGAACUUUGGAACUUUCCCUUUGAUUAUCAGCCUCUCCAUUUAAGAAUUAGAGCAACUUCUCCAGUUUAAAACAUUGUGUUUCACGAAUCCUUUAGAUUUGGUGGAAGGGACCAAUGUAAAUUCGAAGAUUCAGAUUUGGCUGAUUUCGAAUUCAGAGAAGAUCUUACAAGAGUGAUAUUUGACAAUUCUAAAUAAAGAAAUGAAUUUAUCUAUCAAGUCGUAUAUAAAAGGUCUAGAGCUUAUUACUACUUUCACAUCUAUUUGCCUCUGUUUAUUCUGGAAUUUAUUACCUUCAAUAUUGCAAUGCUAAACCCAGCAGAUAAUUUUGCUGAUGCGAUUAAUAUUAUAUUGAUCUCUCUUUUGACUUAGAUUACUUUCCGCUUGGGUUUAGCAGACAUCCUUCCAAAGGUAGCAUAUUUAACCCUGGUAGACUACUAUUUUUUAUUGAACAUAAUUUAUUCAUUGUUUCUUUCCAUAACUGAGAUAGUAUUCUAUUUCAUUGAAGUAGAAAGAGACGAACGAAUCUAUUACUUCUUAGUGCUAUUUGGCUCUUGGGCAUUUCUCAAUAUCAUUUAUUUCCUGGUCUUAGCCUGCAAGCGAUUUACAUUUGCUGAUUGCGAUGAACAAAUAAGGUUACUGGCAGGGAAAACAAAUGCAAUUAUAAUGAAGGACGUACAUUUCAUUAAGAAAAAAGAAAAGUGA
Stylonychia lemnae is the source of this 1056-nucleotide messenger RNA. Lineage: Eukaryota; Ciliophora; Spirotrichea; Sporadotrichida; Oxytrichidae. The record is from the annotation of a GenBank genome assembly.